AUGGGGUGGGCAAAAGCGAACUGUGAUGCGGCUAUUACAAGACAGCACGAGCGUAUGGGGCUCGGGGUGGUUGUAAGGGAUUCUUGGGGGAAUAUAUUGGCAGCAAAAUGUGUGACCCAAGCUGGAUGCUUGGCUCCGGCAGCAGCGAAAGCGAUGGCGUUUCUUUUGGCUAUACGUUUAUGUCAUGAAUUAUGUCUCCCUCAAGUGCAUUUUGAAGGGGACGCAAAAGCCGUGAUUGAUGCUGUAAACUCGAAGGAGAAGGAUAGCUGCUGGAUGGGGCACAUCAUAGAGGACAUAAAAUUGGAACUCCAGGUGUUUCAAAGGUGGCAGCUCACUUUUAUUAGGAGGGAAGGUAAUAAUGUGGCUCACUUAUUAGCAAAAUAUGCUAUGGAACAUACCCAUGGAUUUUGUUGGAAAGAUAUACCCCCUGAUUGUAUACGUGAGGCUGUGCUAUCAGAGCAAGUUACUCUAGAUGCCUGA
Messenger RNA from Corylus avellana, 480 nucleotides. RefSeq lists its product as uncharacterized. Lineage: Eukaryota; Viridiplantae; Streptophyta; Magnoliopsida; Fagales; Betulaceae. Gene Ontology annotation, molecular function: nucleic acid binding; RNA-DNA hybrid ribonuclease activity. The record is from RefSeq and is a predicted model, not a curated record.